AUGAAGGGCAAUCGUCUUUUCAUCCCUGUGUCCAUGCGACUAGGUGUCCUGGAGAGAAUUCAUGAAGCCCACCAAAGUAUCGCCAAAUGCAGAGACAGAGCAAGAACCUCAGUAUGGUGGCCAGGUCUGAGCAGAAAACUGGAGGAAGUGGUAAAGAAAUUUCCAACCUGCAUAAAACGGCAUGUUAACAAAGCGGAGCCAGCGAUUCCUUCUGAACUCCCUGACCGGACCUGGCAGAAAGUUGCUGCUGACUCAUUUGAGCUGAAAGAUCAACAGUACCUACUUGUCAUAGACUACUUCUCUUGA
Messenger RNA from Orbicella faveolata, 306 nucleotides. RefSeq lists its product as uncharacterized. Lineage: Eukaryota; Metazoa; Cnidaria; Anthozoa; Scleractinia; Merulinidae. The record is from RefSeq and is a predicted model, not a curated record.